UACAGAAUAAGACAAUGACAACGAAGCCCAUUAAAUGACAGCUUAUGUCCCUGGAUACUGAAAACACAAACCUUACCAUCAGACGUCUUUUGAGUCCGCUGCAGAAACACACAGAUUAAGAUUUAAUUCAGUAAAACGCUAGAGAUAUUGGCGUUGUCCUUGUUAUUGGCGGAAUAAGCAGGAAUAUAUAUCGAGGUGAUAUGCAACUUUAAAGAUGAUGUUUAUUAAAGAGGAGAAUGAUGACACAUCUGGUCCAGAACCAUGCACAACAGAAAAUGAGCACCAGGAAGGCUUGAUGGAAGUGAAAGAGGAAAGUCACAUUCUGAAUGAAAUGAAAUGGAGGAGAGACACCGAGCUCAUGAUGUCCUCACAGAAGAAAAAUCAUUGAUUUGCUCCCAAACCGCAAAAAACAAUUUCUCACAAAGCAGCACUCAGAAAACAGCCAAAAAGCCUUUCACCUGCGCUCUGUGUGGAAAGCAGUGCGCCCACAGAGGCCACCUGAACGAUCACAUGUUAACUCACACCGGAGAGAAGCCGUUCGCUUGCCCUCAGUGCGGGAAGAGCUUCUCACGCAGAAGAAGCCUGAACGAUCACAUACUAAUUCACAACGAAGAGAAGCGCUUCGUCUGUCCUCAGUGUGGAAAGAGGUACAAACGCAACGAACACUUUCGGACUCACUUACUAAGUCACGAUGGAGGCAAGCCCUUCCCCUGCUCACAGUGCGGAAAGAGUUUCAGUUUUAAACGAACCCUUAACGAUCACAUCAAAAUUCACACUGGAGAGUGUCUGCACACGUGCCUUCAGUGCGGAAAGAGUUUCCUGAAUAAAGGACACCUUAAGGAUCACAUCAAAAUCCACACCGGAGAGCGACCUUUCACCUGCGCUCAGUGUGGAAAGAGCUUCAUCAGUAAACAGAACGUGACAUCUCACAUGAGAAUCCACACCGAGGAGAAGCCUUUCAAAUGCCUUCAGUGUGGAAAGGGUUUUGCGUGGGCAAGCUGUCUGAAAAUCCACAUGCGCCACUCUCACUCCGAAGAAAGGGAGUUUACCUGCGAGCACUGCAAUAAAACCUUUGUUUUAGAGUCUUACCUGAAGAGACACUUGAAGAUUCACCAGAACGAGAAACCUUUCGUCUGUUCGGUGUGCGGGAAAAGUUUUUUAUGGCUCCUGUGUUUCAAAGCGCACCAGAAAAUACACGAGGGUGUGAAAACCCAUGUGUGCUCCGAGUGCGGCAGGGCCUUUGCCACGGCCGAUUAUUUGAUAAAACACCACAAAAUCCAUAUGGGAGAACGGCCGUACGUGUGCUUAUACUGCGGAAAGAGAUUUACUAAGAAAGCAAACCUGGUAGAUCAUGUGAGGCUGCACACUGGAGAGAAGCCGUACACAUGCGCUCAGUGUGGAAACAGUUUCACCUCAAGAAAAGGUCUAAGCUAUCACAGAGAAAAGCAUUGUCCUCAAAGCGUGCCAAAGUCAUGUUCAGCUGAAAUCCGGACAGUGCCGGAUAUGCCUAAAGAUUGCGUUUCUACCAUUACAUCUACAACCUUUAGUGGUGAAUGAGCUCUCAUUCGAUGUGAAUGGCAGCAGAAAGUUUGUGUAUCUAGUACUUUAUUGUAAAAGAACAUUUAAGGGAAGGAAAUAAAACAGAUAAGCAAGGCAGUGAGAGUGGAGUCUGGGAAACUGUACAUAUUUUAGAAUACAUAGAUGUAAAUGUAGCUCUGGCUCUUUUCAGCACUGCACUCAUUGUCUUCUGUCUUCCAUUUUUAUUUCCACAGUGUGAAGGAUUUCUGAAUGAACUGUUCAUUUUAAAAUCUUCCCAGUCUACUGAAAUUUUUUUUUUUUUUGACAUCAGCUUCAAACAUUACAAUGCACAUGAUAACUUGUGUUAAAUCUACAACAAGUAAAUCCACUACAGCAAGCUAAUUACUCUUCAACAGUGAUCCUAUCCACCUUAUUUUUCAACGUGGAAGUAAGCUUUUUUUUGUGAAUGCGCUUGACUUCCGGUUCAUUAGCUGCUGUAUGGAAAUAAUGAGAAGAAAAACAACAUACAGUAAACUGUAAAACUGUGUGCGCUACAAACUCAUAACUAAGAUAAUACUUUAAAAUAAUAUGGUAAGACAUACCAGUUUUCUAUAUUGAGCAGCAAAACAAGCUGUUUUGUUUAAUUGUUGUACAGUGUGAAAAUAAUUACGCUAUAUUGAUGUGCGCAUGCCCAGUAGCCGCAGCUGUAUCCCAACUGACCUUGUCCUGCUCUUAAGAGAAAAAUAAGGUGGUAUCCAGCUACUGCAAAAAGUUCAAAGACAGGUUUCUGAAGAUGUCUGCGCAAUUGUUUCUCUGAAGCAUAAGCUCUAUAGUAUAUUUAGAGGGGGUCAAGCAUGCACCUAGAGGAAUAGCCUAUAUUAAAAAAAAGUAGCAUUUUUGUAUUUAUUUAUUUUUUUAUGAAUUUUAUUCCAAAGUAGAAUUGUCCUGGUCAAAAAAUUAUAUAAUUCUUGUAGAUGAUUCAAUCAAGCAAAUUCCAAGAUCUAAGUAAGCUGUAUAGAAAAUAAUAUACUGUGCAUUAAAAUGAGAUUUUAAAGCAUGUAAGAAACCAAAAAAAUAAUAAAUAAAUAAAUAAAAUAAAAAAAUGAAACGCGUUUUUAUAUAUUUAGAUUUUAUUCAUUUCACAAUUUGAAUUUUUUUUCUUUGUGUUUUUAAUUUGGUGCUAGUGUUUAUGGAACUAAAUAUAAAAAUUAAUGUAUUUACGAAAUAUGAUUACUCAUACUCUUUGGCAUGAUACACAGAAUUGCUGCUGAUUGUGAUUGUACAUGUUUACUGUACUGUAAUAAAAACAAUUGAAUGAA
Molecule: messenger RNA, 2837 nt
Organism: Cyprinus carpio (common carp)
Lineage: Eukaryota; Metazoa; Chordata; Actinopteri; Cypriniformes; Cyprinidae
Biological process (GO): regulation of transcription by RNA polymerase II
Molecular function (GO): DNA-binding transcription factor activity; RNA polymerase II cis-regulatory region sequence-specific DNA binding
Source: RefSeq, a predicted model, not a curated record